Molecule: messenger RNA, 1406 nt
Organism: Platichthys flesus (European flounder)
Lineage: Eukaryota; Metazoa; Chordata; Actinopteri; Pleuronectiformes; Pleuronectidae
Product: GDP-L-fucose synthase-like
Exons: 10
Coding region: 103-1056 (317 amino acids)
Biological process (GO): nucleotide-sugar biosynthetic process
Molecular function (GO): GDP-L-fucose synthase activity
Source: RefSeq, a predicted model, not a curated record
CAUUGUAUAAAUACUGGUGUACGUGUUCCUCUCCUGACGGCUCAACUUCCUGGUUCACAUUCUCUGCUUCCACAUCUUCUCAUCUCUCAGGUGAAUCGCGCCAUGUCAAUGAAGGUUUUGGUGACUGGGGGGUCUGGCCUGGUGGGCAGGGCCAUACAGCAUGUGGUCAAAGAGGAGCGAGGAGACAAGGAGGGGGAAGAAUGGAUAUUCCUCUCGUCCAAAGACGCCGACCUCAUGAACAUUGAAGAGACACGGGCGUUGUUUGAAAAGCAUCGGCCAACCCAUGUCAUCCACCUGGCUGCUCUGGUUGGAGGUCUUUACAGGAACAUGAACUCCAACCUGGACUUUUGGAGGAUCAACAUCCACAUCAAUGACAACGUGCUGCUUGUAGCCCAUGAACUGGGUGUUGUGAAGGUGGUGUCCUGCCUAUCCACCUGCAUCUUUCCAGAUAAGACCACCUAUCCUAUCGAUGAGACCAUGAUCCAUAAUGGUCCACCUCAUGAGUCCAACUUUGGUUACUCCUAUGCAAAGAGAAUGCUUGAUAUUCACAACAGGGCGUAUUUCAAGGAGCACGGACGCGCCUACACCGCCGUGAUCCCCACAAAUGUGUUUGGUCCUCACGACAACUUCAACAUGGAAGACGGUCACGUGCUGCCAGGUCUCAUCCACAAAGCGUACCUUGCUAAAAAGGAGGGUCAACCCUUCGUGGUCUGGGGCUCUGGCAAACCCAGAAGACAGUUCAUCUACUCUUUGGACUUGGCUCGUCUCUUCCUGUGGGUCCUGUGCGAUUACCCAGAGUUCGACCCAAUCAUCCUCUCUGUUGGAGAGGAAGACGAAGUGUCCAUCAAGGAAGCAGCAGAUGAAGUCAUCCAGGCGAUGGGCUUUGAAGGAGAAGUUCAAUACGACACCAGUAGAUCCGACGGCCAGUUCAAAAAGACUGCCAGCAAUGCAAAGCUGAAGCGCUACCAGCCAGACUUCAAAUUCACGCCCUUCAAACAAGCCAUAAAGGAAACCUGCGAUUGGUUCGUUGCCAAUUACGACACCGCCCGCAAGUGAGAAAUGUCUUCUGUCCUCCACUGACGGGGAAGAGAAGAGGAAGAGGCGUUAAUCUGCUGUUUUUUUUAUUGUAGGCUUUGUACUGCAAACACCUUUAACACGGAUCCGUCACACUCUUCUAUAUAUAGAUGAGGUCUUUGGAUUGAGUAACUAGUCUUGAGUACAUGUCUGAACCACAGUACUGGGUAACUUUACACAUUCUACUACCAGUGUGUAGCUAUUUACUUAUGAGGUGUGUCAUUUUAUUGGAAAGUGGUUUGGAAAUUUUUUAAUUUCUUUAUUUAAAUAUAUGUAUAGGUUGCAGUGAUUUUUAAUGUUUGGACUGAGGAAAAUAAAUUUGUUAUCAAUGA